This is a messenger RNA of Rotaria sp. Silwood2, 612 nucleotides long. NCBI's taxonomy places the organism in Eukaryota, Metazoa, Rotifera, Eurotatoria, Philodinida, Philodinidae. The record is from the annotation of a GenBank genome assembly.
AUGUCUACAUAUAAGCUCUACUAUUUCAAUACACGUGGACGUGCAGAAACAGCUCGUUUAAUUUUUGCUGUCGCUGAUCAGAAAUUUGACGAUAUCCGUUACGAUCAAAAUGAAUGGCAAUCACACAAAUCAGAGAUGCCACUUGGUCAGCUACCUGUUCUUGAAGUAGACGAUGUCAAAUUACCUCAAUCAUUGGCCAUAACUCGUUUUCUUGCUAAACAAUUUCAUCUCGCUGGUAAAGACAAUCUGGAACAAGCUCAAGCAGAUGCUGUUGUCGAUACAAUUGCGGAUGUAACCGCAAAAUUCAUUCCUAUUAUGUUUGAACAGGAUCAAGAAAAAAAGAAAAUACUUGAAGAAAAAUUUCUGAGUGAAGAAAUGCCGAAAUUACUCAAUCAUCUUGAAAUUUUAUUAAAAACAUUUGGUAAUGGUGGUCCAUACUUCGUUGGUAAUAAUCUUACAUGGGCUGAUCUACAUUUCUAUAAUGCGAGCCAAAGUAUAUUAUUACGCGAUCCUAAUAUUCUUGAUAAGUAUCCAUCAUUAAAACGCAAUCGUGAUCAAGUGGAAGCCAAUACCAAUGUAGCAACUUAUUUGAAGAAUCGACCACAAAUAUAA